AUGGCCGAAAAGUAUGACUUGACACAGACCCUUCUGCCCUACCUCGACAGGCAUCUGGGUCUGCCUCUCCUCUCGCAUCUCGCUGGAUCCGGCAUCUUUUCCGAAACCGACAUCGCCAAAGCCCAGUAUGAACUCGCAAAGAACACGUCCAUGGUCGACUAUGCGCUCCAGCUUCACGAGCAGGCCUACCCUAACCAGCCUGCCCCCGCCGAGAUCGAAAAGCAGCGAGAAAACGCCAUCGCCCUGAACGACAAGCUUGGUUCCGAAGUCGACCACGUGCUCAAUGUCAUCCAGGACCCCAGCGUCGCCUCUGCCCUCAAGCAGGACAAGGCACAGAACUUGCAGUGGCUCGAGGAAAAGUACAACCUCACCAGCGAACAGAUCAAUGCACUCUACCGAUACGGAUACUUCCAGUUCAACUGCGGUAACUACGGCGAUGCUUCCUCGUACCUCUACCACUUCCGCGUCCUCUCCACCGACCCCGUGCUCACCAUGAGCUCGCACUGGGGUAAGCUUGCCAGCGAUAUCCUCGUCGGCGAGUGGGAGCAGGCGCUCAGCGAGCUCAAGCUGUUGCGAGAGCAGAUCGACUCUUCCGCCGCUCAUGCUACCGCUUCCUACGCCCAGCCAUCCACCUCGAACGGCACCACACACAGCAACGACGACUUGACGCAGGAAGGUCUUUUGAAGAAGCGCGCAUGGUUGCUCCACUGGGCUCUCUUCAUCUUCUUCAACCACCCUGCUGGCCGGGAGCAGCUGGUCGAGAUGUUCCUUUCGCCCGUCUACCUCAACACCAUCCAGACCACCUGCUGGUGGUUGCUCCGAUACGUUGUUGCCGCCAUUCUGCUCUCGCGACGAACAACGCGCGUCUACAUGGUGCAGCAGCCCGCCCCCGCUACGCUCAUGGCCUCGGCAUCCGGCGGCAACGUCAGCAAGCUCAGCCCACAGCAGGCCAUCAAGGACAUUGUCAACAUCAUCGAUUCGGAAUCGUACCGACUCGCCGGAACCGACCCCAUUGUCGACUUCAUGGCCAAGCUGUUUGUCGACUUUGACUUUGAGGCAGCGCAGGAGCAGCUCGCCCUCGCCGAGCAGGUGGCGUCCAAGGACUUUUUCCUCGGCGACUUUAAGGACGAGCUGGUCGAGGCGUGCCGUGUGGUCGUCUCGGAAGCCUACUGCCGUAUUUACUCCAAGGUCGACAUUGCCGACCUGGUCAAGCGACUCAACCUUUCCAAGGAGGACGGCGAGAAGUGGAUUGUCAACCUGGUGCGCGACACUCGUGCCGAUGCCAAGAUCGACUUCAAGGAGGGCAUGGUGUUCAUGAACCCUACUCACCCUCCCAUCUACCAGACCAUUAUCGAAAAGACGCGUGGCUUUACCUUCCGCACUUCGGCCAUGGGCACCGCCAUCGACCGCAAGGCGCACCCGCCUUCGCUCAACAACACACACAACCUCAACGGCAACGACAAGCGUGGCGGUGCUGGCGGCCGAGGCGGUCGUGGUGGCCAGCGCAACCAGGGUGGUCAGCGAGACCGCUCGCACGCUCACAGCAACAACAACAACAACGCCAUUGAGUCGAAGCGUGAGGGCGAGUCGGCACCCGCUGCCGAGGCACAGCAGCAGCAGCCACCAGCGCAAGAAGUCGCUGCUAACUAA
Messenger RNA from Sporisorium graminicola, 1650 nucleotides. RefSeq lists its product as uncharacterized. Gene Ontology annotation, cellular component: cytoplasm; nucleus; eukaryotic translation initiation factor 3 complex. The coding region runs from base 1 to 1650 and encodes 549 amino acids. NCBI's taxonomy places the organism in Eukaryota, Fungi, Basidiomycota, Ustilaginomycetes, Ustilaginales, Ustilaginaceae. The record is from RefSeq and is a predicted model, not a curated record. The transcript has a single exon. Gene Ontology annotation, molecular function: translation initiation factor activity. Gene Ontology annotation, biological process: translational initiation.